AUAUCUUCCUCUCUUUUCUCUCUAUGUCAGGUAUGACCAUACCAGAAGAAGACACAGAGGCAGGACAGACCAGUAAAUACUGCCUUGUGGCCAUCGGAAGACUGCAGGUUACCAGUUCUCCCGUUUCCAUGGAUAUGAACGGCCUGACGGUUCCCACGGAGUUCCUGUCACGCCACAACUCCGACGGCAUCAUCACUUUCGUGGACCCGCGGUGCAUCAACGUGAUUGGAUACCAGCCUCAGGAUCUGCUGGGGAAAGACAUCCUGGAGUUCUGUCACCCAGAGGACCAGAGUCACCUGAGAGAGAGCUUUCAACAGGUGGUAAAGUUGAAAGGCCAGGUGUUGUCUGUGAUGUACAGGUUUCGUAUGAAGAACAGAGAGUGGAUGUUAAUCCGCACCAGCUCCUUCACCUUCCAGAACCCCUACUCCGACGAGAUCGAGUACAUCAUCUGUACCAACACCAACGUCAAGCAGCUCCAACAGCAGCAGCAGGCAGAGCUGGAGGUCCAUCAGAGGGACGGCCUGACAGCCUAUGACCUAUCACAGGUGCCCGUUCCCAGUGUGGGAGGAGGGGUUCACGAGGCGGGCAAGAACACUGACAAGACGGACACCAUGUUCUCACAGGAGAGAGACCCGCGCUUUGCUGACAUGUACUCCGGCAUCUCUGGCUCUGGUGAGAAGAAGAUGAUGGUUCCUUCGUCUACGGCGGGAGGUCAGCAGCUCUACUCCCAGAACUCUCCCUUCCAGCCCGGACACUCUGCCAAGAGCUUCAGCUCCUCAGUGAUCCAUGUCCCGGGGGUGAACGAUAUCCAGCCGUCGGGAUCGUCCAAUCAGAACCUAGCUCAAAUCUCCAGACAGCUCAACCCAGGACAGGUGGCCUGGACUGGCAACAGACCCCCGUUCUCUGGCCAGUCCACAAAGGCCCAGUCCAGUCCGUUUGGGAUAGGCUCCGGCCACAGUUACCAAGGAGACCCAUCUUCCUAUAGCCCCCUGUCCUCCCCGGCCACCUCAUCGCCCAGCGGCAACGCCUACUCUGGACUGGCCAACCGGAGCACGGCGUUCGAUGUGUCAGGAGAGGGCAGUCAGAGUGGGGGUCAGUUCCAGGGUCGGCCCAGUGAGGUCUGGUCCCAAUGGCAGAACCAGCACCAUGGCCAGCAGGGAGGAGAGCCACACUCACACCCCAACCCCUCCCAGACAGAGGUGUUCCAGGACAUGUUGCCGAUGGCAGGAGACCCAACACAAGGAACAGCCAACUACAACAUUGAAGACUUUGCUGAUCUGGGCAUGUUCCCUCCCUUCUCCGAGUAGAACCCUUUAACGUUCUAUCAAUGGAACACUGCUCUGUUCUUCCACUAGAACCCUCUGAUAGUGGAAAAGGAAUAGAACGCAAUGUGCUGGUUCCUUCAUGGCUCCCCAACCUCACACACACCCUUUAUCACACACACACUUUAUCACACAGUGAAUGUCCAGAUGCACCCUCUCAUAAACACUCUGACACCUCUUUCCUUUACGAGAAGAGAGUUGCUUCUAUACAAGACUGGGACAUUGCUAGUGGUGUACUGACCUUUUCCUUUGUAAUAAUGUCUUCAUUCACUUAAAUGAUGCCUGUUCUUUUAACAAAGGCUUGUCAAUUUAAAGGUGCAAUCUGUAACGUUAAUUUCCCCUAGUGGCAUCUUGAAGUACUACAAAAUAUGCCAAGAAGCAGUAAAAAAAUACAAAGCCUAGAAAAUUCACCAGUGCAGAUCCCCCCCCCGCCUUCCGUUUGCAAACAAUUGCAGGGGCAGGCAGCACUUUUGGGGGGGAAACAAAAAUUACAGAUUGCACCUUUUAAGCUGCCAAUAUCCACUUUGCACUCCAUUUGAAGUCUACUCUGCCAAACUGCUCCGGGCCAAGAGACACUCACCACGCUGAUCAAUGUUGGUACCAUCGAUACGUAUUAUCAUACAGUAUGUCACUGCUGCUCCUCCCUCAGUAUUACAUUAAGCUUUAUGCUGUAAAUUAUACCUAUAUGUAGUGAUGUUCAUAACACCUAGAUAAAACCUACCGAAGUCUAGAAGGAUUCUGUGUAGAAAAAAAUUAAAUAAAGAUUUCACUCACUGGCAAAAGUCGCUAAGCUACAAUGCUUAAGUGCACUUCAUCGAAGCUAACCGCUAAAACUCACCAGCUUGCUAAAAAGGGAAAAACCGCCAUACCGCCAAAGCAACGCAGUACAGUAUAUAUACUAGUUUAGUGUAUCCUUGUGGCUCUCGCUGCUCUACUUUAUAACUUUAUUAUAUUAUUCUCUUUUCUGAUUAUUAACAGAGACUGAAUUCUACUUUAUAGCGAGGGAACUUUUACAUGAUAGAUUGUGUACCGUGUCUCUGGUUAAUGACUGAUGGGACAGAAUGAUAGAUUGUGUACCGUGCCUCUGGUUAAUGACUGAUGGGACAGAAUCUACAACUGGAAUCCUUUUGCUAAAAAAAAAGUCUAAAAAUGUAUGUUUUUGUAAAUAAUGUGAUUUUUAUGUUGACUCGUUACUUUUACACAGUAUACGUUGUUUUUUGUGUAGGGUUAUGUAGGUGUCAUCAAUGUGUGCAAUGUGAGUACAUAUUUAACUAUCGGUAUUUAGUUUAGUCUUAAUUGUACAUUGAGUUUAAGGAACCUGUAUAAAAUUGUGUAAAUGUUACCCAUUAUUUUUGUUUAACACAUUUUUGUGCUUGUGAAAAUAAAUGUUUAUUGGUUA
Molecule: messenger RNA, 2721 nt
Organism: Salvelinus fontinalis (brook trout)
Lineage: Eukaryota; Metazoa; Chordata; Actinopteri; Salmoniformes; Salmonidae
Product: aryl hydrocarbon receptor nuclear translocator 2-like
Exons: 11
Coding region: 24-1307 (427 amino acids)
Biological process (GO): regulation of transcription by RNA polymerase II
Cellular component (GO): nucleus; aryl hydrocarbon receptor complex; cytoplasm
Molecular function (GO): RNA polymerase II cis-regulatory region sequence-specific DNA binding; DNA-binding transcription factor activity, RNA polymerase II-specific
Source: RefSeq, a predicted model, not a curated record